AUGCCUAUGUUGGCCCUUCAGCAUGAGGCCUACAGCAUGCUGAUGUUUGCUGGGUCCUACAGCAUCCUGGCUGUCUUGGGUGAGGUCUGGAGAGCUUCUUGUCAUCAACGUUCUUCAUCAUCCCUUGUACGGGAAAAUUAUUUCUGGAACAUUGAGGAGGGGGACCAAGAACCUGCUCCACAGCUUGAGGAGGGGGACCACGAACCUGCUCCACAGCUUGAGGAGUGGGACCACGAACCUGCUCCACAGCUUGAGGAGGGGGACCAAGAAGCUGUUCCACAGCUUGAGGAGGGGGACCACGAACCUGCUCCACAGCUUGAGGAGGGGGACCAAGAAGCUGUUCCACAGCUUGAGGAGGGGGACAAAGAACCUGCUCCACAGCUUGAGGAGGGGGACCAAGAAGCUGUUCCACAGCUUGAGGAGGGGGACCAAGAACCUGCUCGACAGCUUGAGGAGGGGGACCACGAACCUGCUCCACAGCUUGAGGAGGGGGACCAAGAAGCUGUUCCACAGCUUGAGGAGGGGGACCAAGAAGCUGUUCCACAGCUUGAGGAGGGGGACCAAGAACCUGCUCCACAGCUUGAGGAGGGGGACCACGAACCUGCUCCACAGCUUGAGGAGGGGGACCAAGAACCUGCUCCACAGCUUGAGGAGGGGGACCACGAACCUGCUCCACAGCUUAAGGAGUGGGACCACGAACCUGCUCCACAGCUUGAGGAGGGGGACCAAGAAGCUGUUCCACAGCUUGAGGAGGGGGACCAAGAAGCUGUUCCACAGCUUGAGGAGGGGGACCAAGAACCUGCUCCACAGCUUGAGGAGGGGGACCACGAACCUGCUCCACAGCUUGAGGAGGGGGACCAAGAAGCUGCCCCACAGCUUGAGGAGGGGGACCACGAACCUGCUCCACAGCUUGAGGAGGGGGACCACGAACCUGCUCCACAGCUUGAGGAGGGGGACCACGAACCUGCUCCACAGCUUGAGGAGGGGGACCACGAACCUGCUCCACAGCUUGAGGAGGGGGACCACGAACCUUCUCCACAGCUUGAGGAGGGGGACCACGAACCUGCUCCACAGCUUGAGGAGGGGGACCAAGAAGCUGCCCCACAGCUUGAGGAGGGGGACCAAGAAGCUGCUCAACAGCUUGAGGAGGGGGACCAAGAAGCUGCUCAACAGCUUGAGGAGGGGGACCAAGAACCUGCUUCACAGCUUGAGGAGGAGACCAAGAACCUGCUCAACAGCUUGAGGAGGGGGACCAAGAAGCUGCUCAACAGCUUGAGGAGGGCAUCAGGCGCCUUCCUUGACCAGUCCUUCUUGGAGGUCCGCCCGGACCCGCCGCUCGGACCUACCGCUCGGACUCGCCGCUCGGACCCACCGCUCGGACCCACCGCCCGGACCUACCGCUCGGACCUAUCGCUCGGACCCACCGCUCAGACCCGCCGCUCGGACCCACCGCUCGGACCCGCAGCUCGGACCCGCCGCUUGGACCCAAAGUUCGAGUUCGAUCCUCCUAUGCAAGAGUUCCACUGCGACCGUAGAACUGGUGCCGAAGCCCAUCAUUGGGUUCCCACCCUCUCACGGGGCGUGGAUUUCCAAGGUUACGAACCCGUGUUUUAG
Molecule: messenger RNA, 1614 nt
Organism: Procambarus clarkii (red swamp crayfish)
Lineage: Eukaryota; Metazoa; Arthropoda; Malacostraca; Decapoda; Cambaridae
Source: RefSeq, a predicted model, not a curated record